Hypoxylon fragiforme is the source of this 2003-nucleotide messenger RNA. Its product is annotated as UBC-like protein. NCBI's taxonomy places the organism in Eukaryota, Fungi, Ascomycota, Sordariomycetes, Xylariales, Hypoxylaceae. The transcript is spliced from 8 exons. The record is from RefSeq and is a predicted model, not a curated record. The coding region runs from base 651 to 2003 and encodes 450 amino acids.
UGUAACAAUUUGCAUGUCUGGCAUAUACAUACUUACUUACUAGGUACCAAUGCAGAAACUCAACGUAAUCACUUAUAAUAACAUAUACAUAACCUAGAAUAUGAUUCAGAGUACGACUAUAUAAGUAGGUAUGUAUCAACAUUGAAUCAUUGAACAUUGAAAUGUCUGGUACAUAAUCCAUACUAACUGACCCCCGCCUUUUCUGCCUUUCAAUGUUGGAGAUGCUUCCCCACCUUAGCCUUAACCCACAUGCAACUCAAAGCUGCUGCAAGCAAGUGUGACCUACCACCUACCACCUACCACCUACCACUACUUACUACUACCUACCCUACCCUAGGUAUUCUCUUAACUCUAAAACUUGCCUUCGUAACUUCAAGAACCUUGAGAACUUCAAUACUUACCUAGGUACAUACAUACAUACAUAUGAACAUACAUCCAUGCAUGGUAGUUUAAACCCUGCAACCUAAAUUAACACUGACGCGCCAUAAUCUUUCGGUGGUCCAACAUAUUCAACUUUGAAGUACUUUACCUUACCUUUAUCUACUUAUUUACUCAACAAACUUUUAACCAACCUCCACACAUAUACUACUCCAUCCAUCUGACACUACCCGCUGACCUAUGAGGAGUUGAUAGAGGAGCUUAUACAAGAGAUGGCGGACCAGUCUAUCAUCCGCAUCACCAAGGAAAUCGGGGAGCUUCAGAAGAGCUCAGAUUUGUCUCUUGCCGUAGCCUUUCGAGAUCGUGAUGUCCGCAACGUCAAGGCCUUAAUCAUAGGGCCUCACGAAACACCAUACGAAUUUGGGUUCUUUGAGUUCUCGGUUAAGUUUAACAAAGAAGAUUAUCCACGCAAAUCUCCCACCGUCACCGGAACCACAACCAAUAGUGGUCGCUGCCGAUUCAACCCAAAUAUCUAUGGUUCUGGGAAAGUCUGUUUAUCAAUCCUUGGAACAUGGCGAGGAGAGCGAGGAGAGGAGUGGUCUGCAGCUCAAGGCCUAGAAUCGAUACUCCUCUCGAUACAGAGCCUCAUGUCUUCAAACCCCUACGAGAACGAACCCGGAUUUGAAGACGCGAACGAGUUACAUGAUAAGAAAAACCAAAAGGAGUACAUUGAGAAGAUUCGUCAUGAGACGCUGCGCAUUUCUAUCAUACAACGGCUUGAGGAUUACCUAGGCAUCACCGGAUCCUGCCUGACAGCUCCCACUCCAGCAGAACAGCAGAACUAUAGAAUAGAUCUCGAUGACGACAUCGAUGUGGACGAUGCCACUGUCCCAUGGGAGCCAUUCAAGGACCUCUGCAAACGCCGGUUUCUAUGGUACUUCGAUACGUACCUAGAGACGAUCAAGAAGGCAAAGGAAGAGGUUAAGGAUGGUCAGCCGUUCGUGCGCAUGCCCUUUGAGGGAUCAUCUAAUACUAUGGAUGGAAAGUUCAACUACACAGAUCUAGAACAAAGGCUGUGUCGCAUAAAGGCCGCUCUCGAUGCUGAGUCAGAUAGGUGGGCAGUAGAAGGAGUCUCUUCGAGGGUGAAAGAUACAACGAUGGCAGUCAAUCUCAGGCGACAGUUCGAGCAGAUCAAGGAGUCUUUCAAGGGCAGCGACGUCCCUCGUAAUAUUGAGUUGGUGGAUGACAAUCCGUUUGUAUGGGAUUUGACGUACUUUGGCCGGCCCAUGACGAACCUGGACGGGGGAGUGUUCCGCAUCAAGCUCAACUUCAGUCCGAGCUUCCCUGAAGAGCAACCGAGAGUCAAAUUCCUGACGCCAAUAUUCCACCACCGGAUCGCAACAGAUGGCACACUGUGUUACUUUCCCAAGCCCAAUCGGCGGGAGGAUGUUAAGCAACAUAUCGAAGCCAUCAUCGAGGCCCUGGAAGAGGAACAGCCACCAUACGAUCCAAGAACGUUAAUACAUCCAGAGGCGCACAAGCUGUAUUGGGGCAGUGCAGAUGAAAGAAGAACAUAUAACAGACGACUGCGCCGAUCGGUACAGCGAAGUGCAGAGGACUUCUAA